CACACUAUGUGGCGGGAUAGGCCUGACAAAACUGUGUCAUUUGACCGGGCAAGAAAAGUGAACAGUCCUUUUCAUGUGUUAAUAAAUCAACAUGGAAAAUGAAAGCGACAGUGAGAGUAAAAAGGAGCCCAUUGGCGCCUUACCAAGGUCUUUCUCGAACAGGGGACCGAACAAAAGGAAGGUAAAACCUACAAUUGAAGCACAGCUAAUUCAGUUUCAAACAAUGUUUAGUGAUAGCGAAGACGAUGAAGAUUUUGUCGCCAGCUCUGAUGAAGAUGAUGACGAUUUGUCGGAUCAUUCUGGAGAUGAAGCUAACAAAAGAGAUAAGAGCUCCUCGGACCUGGAAGAAAAUGCUUCGAAGGAUGAUGAAAAUUUUGCGGAAAAUGAAGACGAAAGUGAAUCGGAAGAAUCUGUCGGGGAUGAACAUGACGAGAAUGACAUGACUAUAUCAGAUUCACUAAACACAUUUCAAGAGGCUGACACUGCUAGCAAAGAACCCUCGAAGCCUAAAAAGUCUAACCUCCCAGUUUGUGGAAUCUGCUUGGAGAAUGAAAGCACAGAAGAAGAUGAACUUGUAGAAUGUGACUGGUGUGGGAUUACAGUACAUGAAGGUUGCUAUGGUGAUGCAAAUGAUGAUGAAUCUGAUGACAAAAGUGACUCUGACACUGAUACAGAGCCAUGGUUUUGUGAUGCCUGCAAAGCAAAAUGUAGCAGACACUGUGAGCUUUGCCCUGUAGAAGGAGGAAUUUUAAAGCAGGCAGAUACUGGGCAGUGGGUUCAUCUUAUUUGUGCUCUCUAUGUGCCAGGUGUCGGAUUUAGAGAUGUUGAUAGGCUGCAGACAGUUGUUCUUGAUGAUAUUUCAGCAAACCGUUGGUCUGCAAGAGAGUGCUCAUUGUGUGAAGACAAAAGAUUUAGCAAAACUGGGAUAUGUAUUCAGUGUGAUGCUGGUCUUUGUAAAACAUUCUUCCAUGUUUCAUGUGCUCAAAAACAUGGACUGCUCACAGAAGCUCCAGCAGCUGGACAUUUGAAUGAUGAUGAUGCGGAUCCUUUGUAUGCCCAUUGCAGAAUGCAUACUGACAAAACUGUUAUGAGACAUAGAAUUAGCCACUGGAAUUCUUUUGAGACACAUAUAAAAGAUUUUAACCGCAGUUGUGAUCCAGAUGACAAAUUUAGAAUUGAAAGUGCUUUUAAAAGAGCUCAGGAAGAAUACUUAGAAUUCAGAAGAAACCUUACACCAGCUACACUUCAAACAGUUGAUACUCCCAGGCUAUUGACAUCAUGCUCGGAGAUUUCUAAGUUUCUUUUGAAAAAGGCAGAGUUAAGAGGAUUUUCAACAACGUCAGAAGAAAUAGCUUUGCCAUAUUCUGGUAACAGCGCAAGACCAUCACUAUCAAAUGAUUUUGUAAACCAUUUCUUAAAACGAGAGACCCUUGUUUCCCAGUACCAGUCAAAAGAAGUGCCUUUUAGACAAAUUAUUGAAAACAAAAAAGAGGAACAAAGAAUGUUACAGAAUUUGCUUGAAAAUUUAAAGGUAGAUCUUGAAAAAUGCAAAGCAACAAAGAACAACUUGUUCGUAAGUUGUACCCUGAUACAUAGUGCUUUGGAAAAAAUUUCUGGUAGAAAGGUGCCACUACCAAAUGUACUUAAACCAAAGAAAAAGCAAAGAAAAGUAUCAGAUACUGUUAUUGAGUCUGUGAUCAAGGCAUGUGCAACAUGUAAUGGAACUCAUGAUCAACAUUUGUUGGCACUUUGUGACACAUGUAACAACUACUACCACAUUGGAUGUCUUGAUCCACCACUCACAGCUUUACCAAAGAAAGGUCCGAAGUGGAUAUGGCAAUGCACAGAAUGUGACAAAAGUGAUAGUGAAGUGUCAAUUGAUGAUGAAGGCCCAUCUUCAAGGAAAAGAAAACGGAAAAGCAAUGCCCCUAAGAAGUUUACACCUGUAGAAGAAAAAGCCAAGAAAAGAAAGCAAAAUGGUAAUUAUCAAGGAAAAGGCAAAGGGCCCAAAAGAGCUGUAAAGAUGAAUGAAUGAUAAGAGCUUGUUAAGUGAUGAAAAUGUUGGAGAAAAUAUAGUGGUUGUCAAAGUCCCUGAACGGAAAGGAAGGAAAAAGAAAGUAGCUGAAAACCUAGAUCCAUGCUAUGUAUGUUCAAAGGAUGGUGAUUCAAAAAAUAC
This is a messenger RNA of Rhopilema esculentum, 2176 nucleotides long. Its product is annotated as PHD finger protein 14. Lineage: Eukaryota; Metazoa; Cnidaria; Scyphozoa; Rhizostomeae; Rhizostomatidae. Gene Ontology annotation, biological process: regulation of transcription by RNA polymerase II. The record is from RefSeq and is a predicted model, not a curated record.